AUGUCUGACAGGGUGGUGAGAAGUUCAAGGUCUGGUAGAUUUUUAGAUUGGAAGGCUCUGAAUGCGUGUGGCUCGGCUGGUGGCAUCCUGAUUUGUUGGGAUAAAAGAGUUCUGGAUUUGUUGGAGUGGGAGGAGGGUCAAUUUUCUUUAUCCUGCAGAUUCAGGACAGUGGAGAAUGGGGUGAUUUGGGCUUUUACGGGUGUAUAUGGCCCGUUUACUAGAAUUGAGAUGGAGUGUUUGUGGGAAGAAGUUGGGACGAUCAGAGGAAUUUGGGAGGGGUCUUGGUGCCUUGGAGGUAAUUUCAACAUCACCAUGGCUCAAAGUGAAAGAAGCAGGCAAGGGAGAAUAACCUCAGCUAUGAGGAGGUUUGUGGAAGUUGUAGACGAACUAGGUCUUGUGGACUUACAACUGCAAGGGGGAGCCUUCACGUGGAGUGGGGGUCUGAAUAAUUUCUCAAGGGCUAGGCUAGAUAGAUUCCUGAUCUCUUCCUGCUGGCUUGAUCAGUUUAGUAGGGUGAGUCAACGAAGGUUGCCUAGGCCGACUUCGGACCACUUCCCAAUGUUACUUGAGGGGGGUAGCUUGAGGAGAGGGCCUGCCCCUUUCAGAUUCGAAAACAUGUGGUUCAAAGUUGAGGGGUUCAAGGACUUAAUCCGUAAUUGGUGGCGGGGGAUUGAGGUCAGUGGCAGCGCCAAUUUCAGAUUGUCUGUGAAAUUGAAGGAGUUGAAGCAGAAGCUUAAAGUUUGGAAUAGGGAGGAGUUCGGAAAUCUGGAAUGUAACAAGGAGGCUGCGCUCCACCAGGUGGAGUAUUGGGAUAGAGUGGAGGAUGAGAGAAGUUUGACAAUGGAGGAAUUAGCUUGUAAGAAGGAAGCCAAGGAGGGUUAUGCCAAGUGGGUAGAUCUGGAAGAAACUCACUGGAGGCAGGUGUCAAGGGAAUUAUGGUUAAAGGCAGGGGAUAGAAACACGGGAUACUUCCACCGUAUGGCUUCUGCCCAUAGAAGAGUCAACUUCAUGGACAGAAUUAAGAUUAAUGGGAUUAGGCUGACAGGGGAGCGUGAAAUUAAAGAAGGGGUAGCGAAUGCCUUUCAACAUCAAUUCUCAAAAAGUUCGGGGUGGGAGGCGGACAUUGGAAGCCUUCCUUUUAAUCAAAUUUGCUUGUAA
This is a messenger RNA of Vitis vinifera (wine grape), 1158 nucleotides long. RefSeq lists its product as uncharacterized. The transcript has a single exon. Lineage: Eukaryota; Viridiplantae; Streptophyta; Magnoliopsida; Vitales; Vitaceae. Bases 1 to 1158 code for a protein of 385 amino acids. The record is from RefSeq and is a predicted model, not a curated record.